UAUGCAGAGUGCAGUAAAGGUCCUCACGCUUACAGUUCCUUACGGUGUCAGUAAUCAUAGAGCUUAGGCCAAGUUCCUUUGCCAUCUAUUACCAAAGGCACUGGAACUCUAAAACCGAGGAUCUGGAGCCAUGGCUGUCACAAAUUUCCACUACAUAACUCGGAUGAGCAGCGGUUUUAAAGUUUACAUCCUAGAGGGUCAGCCACACCUGAGGAGUGAGGACCGGUUCCGUCAUAUAACCAGUGACAGAAUCAGAGUGACUGCUGCUCACCCAUUCAAACAUAAGCAAAGUUCAGAACAAGGACGAACACUGGAGGAGAGAAGAGAGAGGGCCCAAAGCAAGAGGCUGGUCAAUACUGACAGGAUGGCAUCACAAUUCAACGUGCCUGAGAGUCCUACAUCCACCUGGAGCCCCAAAACAAGUCCGGCUCACCUUAGCUCGAAUGCAGUUAUAGAUGAGCCAAUUGCCCUUGUCAAAAAAAUGCCCCUGGAGACUGAUAAUAAAAAAAAAAAUACUGCAGUACGACAGGUUCGUCCCUCUGUGAUUACAUGUGGCUCAUCAACAAAGUCAGCCUGUAUGCCAGUAGCCUGUUGCAAGCACUCCCCUGUUAUAACGCAGCACAGUUAUGAUAAUGUUGAGGAACAUUUCCAGCGGAGCCUUGGGGUGAACUAUCAAAAAUGUUCUAAGCAAAUCUCUAUCAGCGUGUCUGUGGACGACCAUUUUGCCAAGGCUCUUGGAGAGAAAUGGCUAGAACUCAAAGCAUCCUCUUCCGCUUGCAGUUCAUCUUCCAUACAGUCAACAUCAUCUUCAUGUUUAACCAGUAAUCCCCCUUUCAUCCACUCAUCUGGUUAUGGCCAUAGCCCUAAGCGAGCUCGGGAAGAUUGUGCCAGCCCAACUGCAGCCCCUCCAGCAUGCUGUUAGGGAAAUAAAACUGGAGGAAAAAAAAGGUUUUCAAAGUGUAUAAUGGACUUGAGAGUUUUUCACAUAGAACUACAUUAUGCAUGAUUACUGCAGAUAAAUAAAAUGGCAAAGGCAUGCAGUUAAAUAACAGAAUGAUGGGAUAGUGAUGCAAUAUUGAGAAUCACUAUAAAGGAUCUCUGUAUGGGAUUUUUUUUUUUUACAGGAUCUGAUCACUAUGCAUUCUAACUUCAUGUACUGAAAUGCAUGUUAUAAUCAGUUAUUUUAUUACUUUUUUAGUCCUUGAUUGCACUGAUAAUAAAUAAUAAUAUUAUUUGAGUAGUAUGCCACCACAAUAAUGUAGUAUGUGCCUGUAGGUCCCAUAGUCAAAUAAUGGUACCAUUAAAAAAAGAACAUAAAGUUCUCAAAAGAUGGCGGCUAAUAUGUUGUUUUUGAAGAUGAUUGAAUGAAUUAAUAAAUGUGAUGGGUUGGGUAA
Messenger RNA from Tachysurus vachellii, 1394 nucleotides. RefSeq names its product vestigial like 4 like (gene vgll4l). The coding region runs from base 131 to 922 and encodes 263 amino acids. Gene Ontology annotation, molecular function: transcription coactivator binding. The transcript is spliced from 5 exons. Gene Ontology annotation, biological process: negative regulation of DNA-templated transcription. NCBI's taxonomy places the organism in Eukaryota, Metazoa, Chordata, Actinopteri, Siluriformes, Bagridae. The record is from RefSeq and is a predicted model, not a curated record.